UACCCACACCCUGGAUGCAGGCAGGCGUCCACACACCGGCAGAUUCACUCAGCUUCCUUGCCGCUCUCCUCUCUCCAUCUCUCUAUCGCUGUCCCUCCCUACUCUCUCCGCCGGUGGAUUUUAGCCCACUGCUUCGUGGAACGUCGGUAUCUUUCUCACCUUUGCCAGCCAAAAUGUCUGACAAGCCUGACAUGACCGAGAUCGCUCGUUUCGACAAGACGAAGCUGAAGAAGACGGAGACAAAAGAGAAAAACCCUCUGCCCACCAAAGAGACCAUUGAGCAAGAGAGGAAAGGCGAUGCCACACCUUGAUUCAAGCACACGAAGAAAAGAAGCUGAGAUGCGGCAACAAAAAGCACUUUCUUUUGAUUAUCACAGUAUUUGAAUCUCUUUCAUUGUCUUCAGAAAUGGGUGCUCUUAAGCUCCCUAGGGUGCUGUAAGGGUAUAUGGCAUCCUCACAAGGGGGCCUCUGUAACCAAUAUGAAAACUCCAGCCUGGGUGCCUGUCUUGUGCUGUUGGCGUAUAGCUAACAUGUCUCCAAUGUUGCCAAACUGGGAAGUGGUGUAGUGAUGUAGCACAGAGAGACAGGCAGGCAUCCAGGCUAUAGGGCUGGUGGGGAGUUGGUUAUGGACAUGGGAGUAAUUGAAGUUAAAUCAUGUGGGAUGUUUUCUUAAUCAACUUUUUACUUUUAUUUAUGAAAUAAAAAUGAAGACAUGGAACCAGUCA
Molecule: messenger RNA, 725 nt
Organism: Oreochromis aureus
Lineage: Eukaryota; Metazoa; Chordata; Actinopteri; Cichliformes; Cichlidae
Gene: tmsb2
Product: thymosin beta 2
Exons: 3
Coding region: 15-311 (98 amino acids)
Biological process (GO): actin filament organization; regulation of cell migration
Cellular component (GO): cytoplasm
Molecular function (GO): actin monomer binding
Source: RefSeq, a predicted model, not a curated record